Molecule: messenger RNA, 802 nt
Organism: Cladocopium goreaui
Lineage: Eukaryota; Dinophyceae; Suessiales; Symbiodiniaceae
Source: the annotation of a GenBank genome assembly
GAUGCUUGAGUCGCUGUCAUGAUCGGGGUUGAAGCCUCCGCCGCUGCAGCGGUGGCCGCCCCCGCUGUUCCGGAGCGGGGCUCCGAGCGCAAUGAGGGACGUGGAGAUGCCGACACUGCGACCUCAGUUGCGCCGUUCUCCACACAGCGUUUGCUUCACUUGCUUUCCGAGCUCAAAGAGUACCAGGUGGCUUCCAACCACGAACGCCUGGAAGUUCGUUGUGAGCGGGUGGAACAAAAGACCAGGCUAGCCAGAUUGGAACAGCAGCUCCUAGCGGAGGAGCAGAUUGGGCACGACUUGGCCCGACGCAUUGAAACUCUCGAGGAGGCGAUUCGACAAGAACGGCAGAUGCAGGAGAAGAGUCUGUCACAGGCGUUCUCUUUGCAGGAAGGGAUGGCUCCAAGGUGGGCUGCCAAUCUGGAUGCUUUUCGCACCGUGCCAAAGGAUUUGGCCGAGGCUUCCGCCACGGGUGCGGCCAUGACACUGGUGGCCACCGUCACCUGUGUGGUGCUGUUCCUGUGCGAGACCAGCGCCUUUCUGCGCUCGGAACGGCGCACGGAUGUGGCGUUGGAUAGCAACCAGGACUCCAUGCUGAACAUCAACUUCGAUGUGACGAUGCUGGACAUGUCCUGCGAUCACGUCACAGUGGGCGUUUGGGAUGCAUUCGGCAGCGAACGAAUGAACAUCACCAAGAACAUCCGGAAGCAAAGGAUCGACCAUAAGGGGGCAGACCAGGGACAUCCGUAUACCGACGACGAAGUCACGGACCUGGAGUUCUCGGACGAGUGCUUUGGACGACCGG